AUGAAUUGGAUUACCAUGAGAACUUACUUGGACAGCAAUGCAACUUUAAAAGUCCUUGGUAAACUUCUUCUUGGUCAACUAGUUUCUUCCGCAGUUGCACUCAUGAGCAUCACUGCUUCUCUCAUUGCCAAAUUUGGUGUUGAUACACCUUUAACUCAGAGCCUUUUUACAUAUGGAUCUUUAGCUUUGGUUUAUGGUAGCAUAUUGCUUUAUAGGCAUCAAAAACCUCUGGUUUCUUGGUAUUGGUAUUUAUUAUUAGGUUUUGCUGAUGCUCAAGGGUGUUACUUGGUUAUCAAAGCAUAUCAGUACAGUUCAAUUACAAGUGUAACAUUACUAUCCUGUUGGACAGUGCCUUGGGUGAUAUUACUGACAUGGGUCGUCCUUGGCACAAGAUAUUCACUAUGGCAGUUAUUUGGUGGAACGUUGUGUGUGCUUGGUCUCUCUUUAGUCUUACUUUCUGACACAUGGGAUGAUGGUGAUGGAGGUGGAUCAAAAAUUAUCUUGGGUGAUGUUCUUGUUAUUGUAGGGACAGUUUUCUAUGCAAUAAGCAAUGUUGGUGAGGAGUUUUGUGUUAAGAAAAAAGAUCGUGUUGAAGUAGUUGCAAUGCUUGGUGUUUAUGGAUUCCUAGUUACCGCCGUUGAAGUAUCUGUCUUAGAGUUGAAGACUCUGGAAUCAAUCAAAUGGUCUACAGAUAUUGUACUUGCUUUUGCUAGCUAUGGUGUAUCAAGCUUCAUGUUUUACUCACUCGCUCCCUUUGUUCUUAAGUUGAGUGGAUCAACAAUGUUUAAUCUUUCUCUUCUAACAGCUAAUAUGUGGGCAGUGGUUUUCAGAGUUUUCUUUUAUCACCAGAAGGUGGAUUGGUUAUACUUUCUCUCUUUUGCAGUUCUUGUUAUUGGUCUAACCAUUUAUUCUACAACAGAGAAAAAAUCAGUUCCUGCACCAGCUACUAUUAUUGUGGAAGAUGAGAAUCUGAACACAGAAUACCAAAUACUUAAUGGUGAAAAUGAAAGUGAAAGCAUACCAACUUGA
Messenger RNA from Lathyrus sativus (Indian pea), 1029 nucleotides. Lineage: Eukaryota; Viridiplantae; Streptophyta; Magnoliopsida; Fabales; Fabaceae. The record is from the annotation of a GenBank genome assembly.